GCGGAACUGGGUAUCAAUGAGCAUCACCAGUUGCAAGUAUUUAACUACAUUCGUUUCGCGAGAUAUCAGAGAGGUCAACGGUUGCGUGCUGUUGAAGCCUGCUUUGAGGAGCUUAAAGAUAGCAGACUUACAGAUGAUACCUUCACUAUCGACGAAGUCACAGACAUGCUGGACGGACUGCUGGCCGUGGUCAGGUCCGAGGUAGAGAAUGAACUCAUCAACACAGCUCACACAAACGUUCUCAUGACUCGUCAGAUGUGCCAGCAGGCAGAGAAGUGGCAUCUCAAACUGUCAACAGAUAUAUCGGAACUGGAGAAUAGGGAAUUAUUGGAGCAAAUACGAGAAAUUGAGGAGAGAGAGUUUUCCGGAUCAAGAAAGGAAAAGGAGUUUGUGCCCAGUAAACUGAUGCCAAUUAAUGAUACAGGACUAACACAGCUGCUCAACAGGAAAAUCAGCGAGCUUCAGUCAGAAAAUGAAAUGUUGCUUCAACGGCUCUCAAAGUAUGAUAAAGACUUUACCACUAACUAUCAGCAGACGAAGAGUUUGACAGCAGAUCUUGAGCAUAUGCAGGCAGAGCUGAGAGCAAAGGGAACAAGGCCUGAAGCAACUUCAGAAGAAGUAGCAGAAAUGACCCGACGGAUGGCGGAACUACAGUCACAGAUUGAUCAGGAGCGCAAGAAAGGCCAGAUGUCUGUUCAGGAUGCAGAGAAGGAAGUGGCAAAUACAAAACAUGAAUUGCUCAGAAUAAGAGAGAUGUUAGAAUUGGCAGAAAAGGAGCUUGAGAAGAAGGUCAGUCAGACAGCUCCUUUCAAGAAUCUCAAACAGAUGUUGCAGCGGAAGAAUGACCAAAUGAAAGAUCUUCGCAAGCGUCUUUCAAAAUACGAAGCUGUUGAGGACAACUAA
Candidula unifasciata is the source of this 903-nucleotide messenger RNA. Lineage: Eukaryota; Metazoa; Mollusca; Gastropoda; Stylommatophora; Geomitridae. The record is from the annotation of a GenBank genome assembly.